AUGGACAUGAAUGCUGGCAUGAGAGGUUUCACUGCAACCCUUGAAUCUUCUAAAUUGUGGGUUAUGAACGUUGUGCCUACCAUUGCCGAGAAGAACACCUUUGGUGUUGUAUUCGAGCGUGGUUUGAUUGGCAUUUAUCAUGAUUGGUGUGAAGCUUUCUCUACAUACCCAAGGACGUAUGAUCUCAUUCAUGCAAAUGGCCUCUUCAGCUUGUACAAGGACAAGUGCAGCAUGGAAGACAUUCUACUAUAG
Messenger RNA from Linum trigynum, 252 nucleotides. The record is from the annotation of a GenBank genome assembly. NCBI's taxonomy places the organism in Eukaryota, Viridiplantae, Streptophyta, Magnoliopsida, Malpighiales, Linaceae.